AUGCCGCGUUUUAUGCUGUUUAUCUUCUCAACGCUGCUGGCUACUGUGUUCUUGAUGAUGGGGACGUAUGCGACGCCUGUUCCUGGGAAAGAACUGGAGAAGCGGAUUACUCGUGUUGGUAGAGGGACCUGGUACUACACAGGACGGGGCAACUGCGGAAAAUGGAGCAAGGAUUCUGAACCCGUCGUGGCGAUGAGCAAAGCCUUCUACGACCGCAAUAAAGGUAUCAACUGCGGACAGUGGAUCGAAAUUGUUGAGACCUCUAGUGGGAAGAAGGCAUUCGGUCAGCUGUGGGAUAGCUGUGAAUCGUGCAGAGAGCAAGAUAUUGAUCUUUCUCCAUCCCUUUUCCAGAAGCUUGCCCCACUCUCAAGGGGUGUGAUCACCGUCUCGUGGCAUUUCAUGCCCAGGGACUGGAGACCAUAA
Molecule: messenger RNA, 423 nt
Organism: Coprinopsis cinerea okayama7#130
Lineage: Eukaryota; Fungi; Basidiomycota; Agaricomycetes; Agaricales; Psathyrellaceae
Exons: 5
Coding region: 1-423 (140 amino acids)
Source: RefSeq, a predicted model, not a curated record